Messenger RNA from Sordaria macrospora k-hell, 438 nucleotides. RefSeq lists its product as uncharacterized. The record is from RefSeq and is a predicted model, not a curated record. Lineage: Eukaryota; Fungi; Ascomycota; Sordariomycetes; Sordariales; Sordariaceae. Gene Ontology annotation, biological process: succinate metabolic process; mitochondrial respiratory chain complex II assembly. Gene Ontology annotation, cellular component: mitochondrial intermembrane space; mitochondrion.
AUGAACGCCCUCCGCCCCACCGCCCGCAGGCUAGCAGCAGCCCUCAACUCCUCCAAAGACCACGGCAUGACCCCCGGCCCCAUGGCCCUGCUGCCGCCCAUUUAUCUUUACCGGAGACUGUUGCGGGCCCACAGGAAACAUCUCCCGCAGGAGAUGAGACUUUUGGGAGACGAGUAUGUGAAGGCCGAGUUUAGGGCGCAUCGGAGCGUGGAUAACCCGGCGCAUUUGAUCGGCUUCCUAACAGAGUGGCAACUCUACGCUCAAAAGAUUGAAGGAAACUCGUGGGUGGGCGAGAAGUUGGAUAAGGGCAAGGUUGAGAAGAUGAGUGACGAGCAAAUCGGCCAACUAUACGAGCUCAUGCAAGCCAUCCAAAAGCGCGGAACAGAAGGAGAUCUUCAGGACGGUGACGGUGGAGAGUCCGGGCAGAACCAGUCGUAA